Molecule: messenger RNA, 4011 nt
Organism: Pangasianodon hypophthalmus (striped catfish)
Lineage: Eukaryota; Metazoa; Chordata; Actinopteri; Siluriformes; Pangasiidae
Exons: 1
Coding region: 3139-3861 (240 amino acids)
Source: RefSeq, a predicted model, not a curated record
AUAACAGGGACGGAUGGUGGUUUUUAAAAUAGGGCAAGCCCAGAUGUCUCUUACUGAAGUAUAUAUUUAAUUGUCUGCCAGCUGUUUUUUACUAGCUAGCUCAAUUUUACUGAAGUAGGCAGUAACAGCUAGAUAUCUAGACCUAGAAUAUAAAUAAAAUAAUCAAGCACAGCUUUAAACUUACAAUUUAUUUACAAUAUUUACCAAUUACAAUGAUAAAAUAACAAGCUAAACUUCACUAUAUGGCCAAAGGUUUGUGGACACCUGGCCAUCACACCAAUAUGUGCUUCUUGAACAUCCCAUUCCAGAUGUCCCCACUCUUCUGGGAAGGCUUUCCACUACAUUUUGGAGCAUGGCUGUAGGGAUUUGCCCCUUCAGCUACAAGAGCAUUCAUGAGGUCAGGCACUGAUGUAAGGCAAGGAGGCCUGAGACACCUCCUAUUCAUUCCAAAGGUGUUCAGUGGUGUUAAGGUCGGGGGCAUUGUCAUGCUGGAACAUGUCUGGGCUAGACCUCUUAGUUUCACUGCAGGGAGAUUGUAAAGCUACAGCAUACAAAGACAUUCUAUACAAUUGUGUGCUUCCAACUUUGUGUGUCAACACACAAGCAUGAUGGUCAGGUGUCAACACAUUUUUGGCCAAAUAGUGUAGUUGUGAAAAACUGCUAUGGAUUCGGCUACUGAUUGCUGAGCACUCUGUGAAUCUGACUGGCAAUGUUAUAUUUUAGUGUGAGAUGUCAGUCAUGUUCAUUACCAUUUCAAUGAUUGGUAGCUGGUUACGAGGUUCAGCUACUUUGCAAAACCCACAUGCCCACACUUGCAUUCACCCCAGAGAAGCCCUGCGUCUGGAAGGGACCCAAAACGACAUAUUAAAAGCCUGUUCUCCAAUGAGUGUUUAAAUUUCCUCCCAUUGAAACAGAGCAUAUGUGAAUCUGUUAUAGAAGAGUGGUGUCUGUGGGCAGGGGAUUGAUCUGCAGUGAGAGACUUGAUCAUUUAAAUUGCUAAAAUAUUGAAUUUCACCAAGAGUGAAAAAUAAUAUAGAUACAUUGGUAAAAUUUCAUUACUGCAUUUUAAUGAAAUUUUAGGGGAGGCCAGGCGUCCCAUGUAGUCUUAAGCAAUCGACUGUGUUCUAAAUUUAAGGUGAUUGUGAAAAUGAAUAAAUAAGAAAAACAUCAUAGACAGGCUCAGUAAUGUGCAGAGAAACCCUAGCAAGACUUUGUAAACACAAACUACCAAAACAGAGCACAUACUGUAUACACUGCAACUAAUGAGGAACAGGUUGCACUAAUGAUGAGGUGGGGCUGGUAGUUAGUAAAGCGUUCAGGAGAAGCAGGAGAUUGUCUGUGUACCUUACAGGCCUUUCCAUUAUUGGCACCCUUCAUGAAAAUAAGUAGAAAUGAAUACAAAAAAGCAAAAAGCUGAUAUUUUGAACUCAAACAUACAGGAAUGCUUUUUUUUAAAUAGAUUAUAAGAUUUGGAUGUUUUUUGGAUCUUAUGUAGUGUAUUUUGUCCUUCAAAACACUGGUUUGGAUAUUAUCAGCAGAAUUAUAAAUUAAUCUUAACAUUAAUAUAUAGAAAGAAUAAUAGCACUGAGUAUCCUUCUGUAAUGCCUAACAAAGUUGAAUACACUUGAGGAGUAGCCCUGAACCACUCAUUCCAACCUCUUAUAUUCUUAUGUUUGUGCCGGUGGACUGCCCUCUUAGAUUCAGGCUGAGAUGGUCUUUGCAACAACUGAUUUUGUGUUUCUUUAACCAUUUCUGUGUUGAUUUGGAUUCAUGCUUGGUUCAUUAACUGGUUAAAAGCUCUGUCCAUGACCAAGUCUUAACCUCCUGACAAAGACAACUAGGAUUAACACUAAAAGAUCCGACUCAUGAUGCCAUCAAUUGUCAGAACUCCCAGACCACUAGCCACAAAACAGCCCCAAAGCAUCAGUGAUGUAUCACUAUAUUUUACAGUGGGUAUUUGGUUUUCCCCAUGGUGAUGAAUGACAGAUUUUACAGGUUGUGUGCAGUAUAUAUUACAUCCCAGAGAAACAGGAGAGUCAAAGGCAACUACAAAAUUUCUGUGGACCGAAAGCAAGUUAAAAAAAAAAAAAAGAUUAUUUAUUUAAGUCAUUUAAAAAUAUUCCUUAGGGGUACCAACAAUAAUUGCAUUCUUAAUAGUAAUGGUUGAAAGAAAAAUAUUGAAGAUGGAGCUUAUUUGCCUGAAGACGUUCAGUUUGAUCAAGCUGUUUUCAGUGAUAUAGCUUUAUCAUCCUAGUUUGUAAGCACUUUUCAACAUAAGCACCUUCCCAACUACUGUGCUGCUAUUCAGUGUUCAAAUUGCUUUCGGGAGGGUCUCUUGAAGUAAACAUGCACACACUGACCUACAUGUGCUUACAGCCAUUUACACACCCACCCACACACGCACACACACACACAGUAGCAUAGCUGUUCCAAAGCAACAACCAAAGCUUAACAAGACAUCCUACUAAUCCUACUAUUGAGCAAUAACAAACUAUACAAAAUACCAUGACUAAUACACAUACAACUAUGAAAAAGCUAGUGUCUUCCCACCCUUAUGCAGAUAGAAUAGACCACAGUGUUCUGUUCUCUACACCAAAAACCAAAAGUUGGGAUGAGAUUGUGGUAGUGCUUGUGGCAGUUCUUGACAUUUUCAUAUAAAUCUGAUUAGACAGACUGAUGACUUGAAGAGAAUCCAGAGUAUAAAAUAUAGGACAGAAACAAGUGAGCUUAUAACAUCAAAUGUGCUUUUACUUUACUUUGGCUUAUUGGAGAAGUGAAGAGAGAGCUGUGGGAAAGAUUAGACUUGUGAAAUUUUAUUUGAUAACUCAUUAUACUUUUAGAAAAAAUUGUUAAACAAAAAGUACAAGUUAAUAAAUUAUCAAUAUCCACAACCUCCCAUGCCUAAACUUAAUCUCUUAUUGUUUUUAAGGUAGCUCAAGGCUUUUUUGGAAGAGAUUAGCUCCCUAAGCCCCCUCUCUGUAAUUUAAGCUCUCCUGUAAUUUGAACACUGAUCCUAUCUGUAUGUAAGAAUUCUUCUGUAUUCCACCAUGCUGUGUUACAAUGUGUGAUCUAUAAUUACCAUUGAUUGCCACAAUUCUAUCAGUGUGGUUCUUUAGUGGAAUAAAGUGUUAUCGAAUCAUGUCUUACUGUUCUGCCAGGACCAUGAGUGCUGGAAUAAAACCCGUGUCUCAGGAUCACAGUGGCUCUGGGAUCCCUCUGCCCCGGACCAUGAAAACCUUCUCCAAGCAGAACACCACAUGCUCAAGCGGCAGCUUCCUGAGUUCAUCUGCACAAUAUCAGCCAGGUGGACGAAUGGCUUCCUUCUCAUCCUCCACCUCUGUUAACUCUAAAGAGCUGCUGAAGGAUGCCUCAUCAAGAAUUCAGUACCAACUGCAGAGAUCGACUCCACUCAAGACCUCAUUUAACCACAUGACUGGUUCUCGCUCUGCCUACAGUAGCCCACAGGUUCCUAAAAGGGAAAUGCAGCGCUCCAAAGAUACGCUGGACCUCCAUAGAGUCCCUGUGUCCCAGGAUAGGUUUGGAGCCCUGACAAGGAAUGCGAACAAAAACUGGAAAACUAAUCAGGUACAAUUCAAGAGCCUGGAUAACGCAGAUACUCCAUCAUCUUCUUGCACAAUGAUGCAGGGAGUUCAGACAGGAAAAGCUCAUCUUAGAACCACCAAUGGGAAUUUGAUUUGGGGAUCCUCUUCUGGUAAUCGACCAGGCUCUAACAAGCAAAGGAUCAAAUUUAAAAAUGGAAGCACUGAGAAAGACAUGAACUCUUGCAAACGUACACCGCAAAAAACUGUAGGAAGUGAAUCACCUCGUAUGGCUGCGGUGGCACCUUUCAGAUUCAGGUAAAAUGACUGAGUUAACAAUAACUCAAAAUAAAAAUUGGCACUAUUUAUUUAUAUUACAGUACUCAUUAUUGAUCCGGUUACUGGCUGUGCAGAGUUAAUCUUAAACAACUUCAACUGGUCAUUUUUUAAAUUUAAUGCCCACAUAUCUUAU